Messenger RNA from Erythranthe guttata (spotted monkey flower), 846 nucleotides. Lineage: Eukaryota; Viridiplantae; Streptophyta; Magnoliopsida; Lamiales; Phrymaceae. The record is from RefSeq and is a predicted model, not a curated record.
AUGGAAUAUUCCGAUGGUGAUUCCUUCUACAAACCACCUUACACAAUGGUCGACGAAAACCGAAUCCGGCAGCUAAAAGACAAAGACAUCUCCGAAGUUUGCACCCUUCUCUCAGUUUCUAGAUCCUUUGCCUGCCCCCUCUUGCGCCGAAACAAUUGGAGCAAGAACUCCGUCUUCGACGAAUGGUUUGCCGACGAGAAACAGGUACGAAGAGGACGAGAGUUUGACGAAUACGAGGAAAAACUGAAGAGGUACAUGCAUUACUACGAGAGAUGGGCGGCCAUCCACAAGUCGAGGGAAAUCACAGCGGGCAACCUCAAGUGGGCGAAAGACGAGCGUAUUUGUGUUGUAGCCGAAAACAACCAACAACUACCCGGAGAUGGAGUGGAAUUGGUGAUCGAAGCCUUUGAGCUGAUAAUGGAAAGCAGGACCGCGUUGAAAUGGAGCUACGCGUACGGCUAUUACAUGCCUUGGCGCGCCAAUUCGGCAAAGUUGGCCUUUUUCUUGUUCUUGAAAGGGCAGGCCGAGCGCGUUCUCGAGACGCUUCACCGUUGUGCUGAGAGGGGGGUUGAAAAGUACUCGAAAACCGAUUUUCAUUUGUACGAAUUUAGGGAUUUUACAGAUGAGCUGAGAGGCUUGACCGAUUUGACGAGGAAUCACUUUGGGGAGUUGGUUCGAGCGUUGGAGAAUAAUCUUUCCGAAGUUACUGAAGUUAAGAACCUGUCAAAAAACCACCAGCUCCUUCUAAGAGACGGACGCGCUGAACAAACCCUACGUUUUAUAUUUACGUUUAUUCCGAAUCUGCAAAACUUAUUACUUAUUGCCAAUAGUAUAUAUGCAUUCUAA